UCAAUUGACGUGCAUUUUAUACAAUUUUAUCAACAUUCUAUGUUAAGAAUUGAAAGUAGUACAGAAAAUGUACAAAAAAGUUAUUCUGUAUUAACACCAUUUAGCUUACAAAGUGGCCGGUUUCUUUUCCUUCUCCUCUCCAUAAACUACAUCGUUUCAUAGGUCGUUAAAGCAUAACUAGAAGGUCAAAACCUUUCUCAGGCCAAGCCGCUGCCUCUCCUCAGUCACGGACCCUUUUGUUCCGACAGUCUCUUCUGUUUUAGAAAACCCUUUCAUUGUUGUUCCUUUUGGGUUGAAGAUUUCAGCGAUAUGUUGUUAACAAGUGAGAAGAGGAACAAGAAGAAUGAAGACAGGAUGGGCAAGUUACCUGAUGCUGUUCUCCUUAAAAUCAUGUCUUUCUUAAACACCAAGCAGGCAGUUCAAACCUGUGUUUUGUCCAAGAGAUGGAAGUCCCUCUGGCAAUCCCUUCCUAACCUUGACUUCAAUUUCGAUACUUUCCCUUUCCAACAGGAAAUAGAUGACGAGGACGAAGAGCGGGUAGAGAUGAAGAUGGCUUCUUUCAGCAAUUUCAUCAGCCAAGUCCUUUUCCGGCGUUGUCCCACUGACCUUGUCAAGGUUUGUGUCCAAUCCCAUAUCUAUGAUCCGCGUUGUUUUCUGGUAGACGGGUUGAUUUGUUAUGCUGUUAAACACAAUGUCCAACAACUCACAGUUCAUCCCCGCUCUGAUUACCCAUAUUUAUUUCCCGAGAGCUUCUGGACUUGUCAAUCGUUGACAGCACUCGAAUUGAAAGCUAAUGAUGUGACUCUUAGUGCCAUAGAACUACCCAAAUUACUGGCUUGUCCAGCUUUGAAGUCUUUGCAUCUUUCUGGCUUCUCUCCGGUUGGACCAAACUUUGAAAAUACGGUUUUCUCAGGUUGCCCAAAUCUUGAAACUUUGGAACUUUUUGAUAUUUUAGCGGUGGGUAGUGAAGGUUUAUGCAUUGAUGCUCUUAAGCUGACAAGCUUGGUACUUUCAUUUGCAUUAAUUGGUGACGGCAAGGUUGAGAUUUAUGCUCCCCAGCUCACAACUUUCAAGUAUUCUGGUAUUGCUCCGACAAUGUGGAGAACGGAUUCUCUUGCAAAUCUCGAUGAUGUAUAUUUUGAUAUAAAGACACCCAGAUUUAAACACAAUGAAAGAGACUAUGUUCUUUGUUUGAUCAACAUCCUUAACAAGUUUCGUCAUGCAAAAUCUCUCACAUUGUCAACGGCAGCAGUCAAGGUUCUCACCAAAUUUCCUUCCUUGGUGGAUCGAAAUCGAUUACGAUUUACUAAUUUGAAGCAUUUGAAGAUAAAAUUUGAUAAGUGGCCAUGCAAGUGGCUUGAAAUGCCUGCAUGUAUGCUGAACUGCUUUCUCAACAGCUCCACUAUAUUGAAAAUAUGCAUGGAUAGCCCAAUGGCAGUCUUUGAGAGUCCUGAGGAUAGCGAUUAACUUGGGAUUUGUAAACUCUUUCUAAAACUGAUUGUCAGUCUUUUAUAUUGGUCUUUGCUGUUUUGUUUAUGUAUGUACCUAGUUCUAAAGUUGAGGGAACUUUGGCUGUCUAUAUGCAUGAUUCACUGUCUGAAUUUCAAUUCUAUUCUAUCUCAAUCAAAGAUUCUUAAGCAAAGUUUGUUUUA
Molecule: messenger RNA, 1652 nt
Organism: Theobroma cacao (cacao)
Lineage: Eukaryota; Viridiplantae; Streptophyta; Magnoliopsida; Malvales; Malvaceae
Product: F-box/LRR-repeat protein At1g55660-like
Molecular function (GO): protein binding
Source: RefSeq, a predicted model, not a curated record